This is a messenger RNA of Poeciliopsis prolifica (blackstripe livebearer), 4167 nucleotides long. RefSeq names its product 3'(2'), 5'-bisphosphate nucleotidase 2 (gene bpnt2). The coding region runs from base 452 to 1486 and encodes 344 amino acids. Gene Ontology annotation, molecular function: 3'-nucleotidase activity. The record is from RefSeq and is a predicted model, not a curated record. Gene Ontology annotation, cellular component: endomembrane system. The transcript has 8 exons. Gene Ontology annotation, biological process: phosphatidylinositol phosphate biosynthetic process. NCBI's taxonomy places the organism in Eukaryota, Metazoa, Chordata, Actinopteri, Cyprinodontiformes, Poeciliidae.
AAAAAAAGAUGGUUGAACAGAGAUGUGAUUGUUCUCUUUCCGCUCCGGCAGCAGUGAAGUCGUGGCUUGUUUCUGCCAGUUGACGGCGACGGUUUAAGUGCUUCAGAGGCGGAAUGUCGUUUCCAACGGAGACUUUGUGUUGCUCGGCGCUUUUCCAGGGUCAGACGAUGCUGAACGGCUAGUCGGCUCGUAUCCAUUACCCUGUGUUGGUGGUAGAGCUCUGGGGUUUGUUUUGAAGAAUUCUCCUUGUCGUGUUUGGGACAUUUCUUUGUGUGCAUCCGGAGAAAUUUGCCUCAAAGCCACACGGAGGCUGUGAAGCCGAAGCUCUUCGGUUCGUCUCGGUGUUUGCACUGGUCAACCACGUCAGCUAUAGUAACUGAUAAACUCGGAGAACAUCUGUUCUCUUUGGUUCCCACGUUUAUUCAGCUGAAACCCGUCAGAGUGACCUCCUAUGACCAUGGCUCCCAUGGGUAUCCGGCUGUCACCGCUCGGUGUGGCGGUGUUUUGCCUGCUGGGAGUCGGUGUCAUUUACCACCUGUAUGCCGGGGUCUUCUCCAACCACCUGUCCUAUUUCAGGCAAAGGAAAAAGGUGGACCUGAGAGACCUGUUAGCUGUCUCUGUGGAGGCUGCACAACUGGGUGGGAAAGAGGUGAAAAGAGUCCGCGAAGAAGACACACUCAACGAGAAGUCAAAGGGGAAAACAAAAGAGGGAGCUAAAGAGCUUCUGACUAUGGGGGACCUGCAGUCGCACCGGAAGAUGUACAACCUAAUAAAGAACACGUUUCCUGAAAUCACUGUGUACAGCGAGGAAAGUGACAGCCAACCAGAUUCGGUGUCCUGGAGCAGGAACAUACCUGAUGACAUGCUGAAGCUGGAGAAAGGCAGGGAGGUUUCUGCUGAUAGCAUCACUGUGUGGAUUGAUCCUUUGGAUGCUACUCAAGAAUACACAGAGAAAUUGGUGAAAUAUGUGACCACUAUGGUGUGUGUUGCUUUAGAGGGUAAACCAGUCAUUGGUGUCAUACACCAGCCAUUUACAGGGUUUACUGCCUGGGCGAUGGUUGGUCAGGGAACAAACAUGGAGCACAGAUCGUCCUACAACCUCAACUCGCCAAAAGUGAUCGUAUCACGGUCACAUUCUGGGGAAGUAAAAAACUUUCUUCAUUCUGCCUUUGGAAACAGCACAACAAUAAUCCCAGCAGGUGGCGCAGGAUACAAGGUGCUAUCGCUGUUGAAGAUGCAUUCAGGCCAAACAGAGCCUAUAGAUGAAGCAGAUGUUUACAUCCACAUCACCUACAUUAAGAAAUGGGACAUCUGCGCUGGUGCCGCACUACUGAACGCACUUGGAGGCCACAUGACCACUCUGAAGGGGGAGAACAUCGACUUCAGUGGAACUCCUUUGAACAAAGGAGGACUGGUGGCCAGUGUUGAGGUGGAUCAUAAGGACAUACUGGCCAAACUUCCAUACUGGGACCCUUCAAAGAACUGAAAGACAACCACAGAACCAUUGCCAGCUCUGGCUUGUUGUGCCGAGGCUUCCAUGAAGAAGAGAUGAUUAAACAUCAAACGUUCAUGUUAUUUUUUUCUUUUUUUCGUUUGCAAGCUGGGCAGGGAUUUGCUCUCUACACCAACCUGGCCUACUGAACAGGACUGUGACCAGCAUAGUUACCACAAUGGUUCUUGAUUCGUACUCCUGCAUGUAGCUAUCUACAUGCAUCAUUCAUCCAUCUCAUGUGAAACCGCAUGCUCACAAGGAACUGUGGGAAAACAGUGGACCCUUCUAUGUCUCCUCCUUUCACCUGCACAGGAGAACAGGGGGACUUUAAUGUGAAAUUCUCUGGAGCGCACAGAUGAACAUUGCAGAAGAAACUCUGGAGCUCAGCAUCUGCUUCCACCAUCGUGGAUGUCGUUUUUUUUUUACUAUUUUUUUUGUCAUAUUUCAAAAGAGCAUAACUAAUUUAGAAAGAAAUGUUUCAAAGAGCAUCAGACAUUAACCCAUCCCAGCAACUAAUGAAACUCUGGAUUUUGACUAAAUCUACGGGCUACUACGGUGAAAAAAUCCUUUUAUUUUUUAUUUAAGUCCUUUAUCUUUUAUUAACAUUACAUCAAGAUGGGUUAAUUGAGAAUAAGUUAAAUAUGAGCAGAGAACUCAAAUUGUGGCCAAGAGAGAAAUUGAUCGACCAGAUUUGUGUUGAGGCUUCCAUGUUUAACAGAUAAUUGAGCAAAUCGGUUCAAAACUUUUAUAAAAUAACUAACAAAAGUUGUUGGAGUCGCAGUGGGAACACAAGAAAGGAUUUGAUGUUGAAUUUAAUAACUCAACACUUUUAAUAUCCAGAAUUUGUGCAACCAUAAAUGUUUGAAAUUGGUACUUUUUACUUAUCUAUUCAAAACUCAUUUAGCAAAAGAAGUGACAUAGUCCUUCACCUAGCCCCAGCACUUCUCCACUCCAAACUGUUUGUUUUGAUGGUUCUCGAUUUAGACACCACCGUGGAAACCACGCAAUAGACUUGUAAAAGUCAGAAAGAUUUUUCAGUAAGAGAAACCAAAUCCUACUUGGAAAAAGACAUUAUUCCUUCCUCGUUUCUGCCUACAUGUGGCUUCAAAGCCCUGAAGUGUGCAUGCCUGGUUUGGAUUUUUGCUCUUGACGAAUCCCUGUUUCCUUUGACUACUGUUUGUCUUUCUGAACUGUGUCGGUCGUAUCUGAGUCACUUUUGACUUUGUGUUCAGUUGAAAAAUACCAGCAGAGAUCUCACGCGAGUGUCUGAAGAAGAUGCAUUUGUUAAAGGAUCUUUUCAUGUUCAUUUUGAUCGCUUUUGUGUUAAUGUGUAGCUUAAACUCCGUCUAGGUCAGAAAUUAAAUAUUGAAACGGUUUCCUCUGCCACCGGUUGACAAGACUUGACAAAUAGAGAUAGAUGUAAGGAAUGAUCUGGGCGGGUUGGCUAUAACAUAAAAACAUGGAGAAGUCAGAGCUGUUACGCUUGAGUUUCAGUUUUAUGUUUUCAGUGCCUUUGCUUGGACAAAACCACGUUGUCGCUGUAAGCUACAUUAGCAAUGCAGACAGCAACGCUCGCCGCCAUCAGUUGCUGUGAAAAUGACAUGGACACUGUUUGGGGUGUGACUUUGGAUACACCCCUUUAAGACUCUCAUGCAUGUGUACUUUAACACUUUUUCACAUCACUGUGUUGUGACGUGCUUGGGAGUACCACUUUAGACAUGAAAAAAGUCAUUUUUUACAAAUCCAUACAUUUAUAAAUGUAGAAGGAAAAACAGAUGCGUGUGUAGAAUACCUGACCGCCGUAGACUGCUGCUCAGCUUUCCUCAAGGCUGCACACGUUUAAGCCUCCAAUCAAGCCGCCAUAGUUAAAGGUUGGGGAUUUUGCUACUAGGUUGCAAUGUUGCAGAGAACAACGCAAAAAUACAACGUGUGUAUCGUCUGUAGCCGUGAGCGUGGAUUUCUCAAAGGUGCACCACGUGUACCUGUGUCUUUUUCCAAGUAGUCAUGCCAACCAGACUCUGUCAUGUUGUAGUUGGAUAUCUUGGAGACAUUUUCUGGUGUUCGCUACUUCUGUCGUUUUUAAUGUGAUUUGGGGGAUUUAGUAGCGCUGCUCUUUUUCAGUUUUUCUUCGCAUGGCUACUGGGUUUGUAGGAAAAUCAUAUGUUUGUGUCUACCUCUCUGCCAGUGUUUCACUUGCUCUCUUUAAAGUCGGGUGAUUUACACAUUGAAAGAAUGCAAAAGCCAAAAUAGAAGCGAUUCAGAGUACAUGAAGGGGGUUUUUGAUCAACUAAAGUAGAAAAACCUUUAGUUACUGCUGAAGUAAAUUAAAUUGAUCUUUGUCAAUAGUGUCUUCUAUUCCCUCAAAUAACAUGGUCAAAUUUUACAUUAACAGAAAUGACAAAGAAAAACCCUGCAAAUCUGCUUGAGCUGACUAUUUUGCCUUUAAGCAGCAUGAAAGCUAGAUAUAAAAACCAUCCAGGCUUUUAAUGUGUUACUGAAUUUAAAAUAAAAAAGUCAAAGUGUGAAUGACCACCCUAUGGUUUUAAAAAGACUAGUUUUUGGUCUGAUUUUCUUUCUAUUUUCUGUUUCUCAUUUGGUAAACGGUAUGUACAGUUUCCAUGAGUAAUUCAUUUUGCUUCUGUGAAUUUCCAAUAAACUGUGCAUGAAAGGAUGAA